GUCACGGAACCUGCCAGGCCACUCUUUGACCUUGCCUCUCUUCUCCAGCUCCUGAACUUUCCCUCCUUCUCUCAUGGGCCCUGAGUCCAUUCCUAGCAAAUUAACAGGCCCAGGACUACUGGUCUGCAGACAUCCUGGGCCCACUGAGCAAAGCCAAGUUGUCUGUCUCUGCCCCCUGGUGGCCUGAUGACCAAGCUUCAUGGAGGUAUCCUCCAGGCCCCCCUCCAACUUCGAUCCAGGCAACUAUGUUGAGGUGAAUGAGUCAUCCUCCCACACACCCUCAAAAGUGGUGAUACAGGAUAUUACUAUGGAGCUACACUGCCCACUGUGUAACGACUGGUUCCGUGAUCCACUGAUGCUGAGCUGCGGCCACAACUUCUGCCAACCCUGUAUCCAAAACUACUGGAAACUGCAUGCAAAGGAAACAUUCUGUCCUGAGUGUAAGAUGCUAUGCCAGUAUAGCAACUGUACAUUCAACCUUGUGCUGGAGAAGCUGGUAGAGAAGAUUAAGAAGUUACCCCUGCUCAAGGGCCACCCACAGUGCCCAGAGCAUGGAGAGAACCUGAAACUGUUCAGUAAGCCAGAUGGGAAACUGAUCUGCUUUCAAUGCAAGGAUGCACGGUUGUCUAUGGGGCAGUCUAAGGAUUUCCUGCAAAUCUCUGAUGCUGUCCGUUUUUUUACGGAGGAGCUUGCCAUCUAUCAGAGCCAAAUUCAGACAAUCCUGAAGGAGCUUCAGUCUCUCAGAACUAUGCAGAAAGAUGCUAUUGCUGCUUACAAGGACAACAAGAUACAACUGCAACAACACCUUUCCUUGGAGUUUCUAAAGCUGCAUCAGUUCCUGCACAACAAAGAAAAGGACAUUCUAAAUGAACUCCGGGAUGAGGGGAAAGUCUUGAAUGAGGAGAUGGAGCUGAAUCUGAAUCAGCUUCAGGAACAGUGUCUUCUUGCCAAAGACAUGCUGAUGAACAUUCAGACACGGAUGGAACAGCAGAAUUCCUUCAACUUCCUCAAAGACAUCACAAAGCUCUUAGAUAGUAUGGAGAAAGGAAUGAGGGCACUCAUACCCAGACAGCUUAUCUCCAAAAAGCUGAGUCCAGGCCGCUUCAAAGGUCCCAUCCAGUAUAUGGUCUGGAGGGAAAUGCAGUCCAUUCUCUAUCCAGGCCUAUCUCAAUUAACUCUGGAUCCUAAAACAGCUCAUCCAAAUCUGGUACUAUCCAAAAGCCGGACAAGUGUGUGUCAUGGUGAUGUUAAGCAGGUAAUGCCUGAUGAUCCAGAGAGGUUUGAUUCAAGUGUGGCUGUACUGGGCUCAAAAGGCUUCACCUCUGGAAAGUGGUACUGGGAAGUAGAAGUAGCAAAGAAGACAAAAUGGACAGUUGGAGUCGUCAGAGAGUCCAUCAUUCGGAAGGGGAGCUGCCCUCUGACUCCUGAGCAAGGAUUCUGGCUUUUAAGACUAAGGAACCAAACUGAUCUAAAGGCUCUGGAUUUGCCUUCUUGUAGUCUGAAACUGGGUGAUCUCAACAGGGUGGGCAUCUACCUGGAUUAUGAGGGAGGGCAGUUGUCCUUCUAUAAUGCUGUGACCAUGACCCAUCUUUACACCUUCAGUAGUCUUUUCAUGGAGAAACUUUUCCCCUACUUCUGCCCCUGCCUUAAUGAUGGUGGAGAGAAUAAAGAACCAUUGCACAUCGUACAUCCACAGUAAUUAGUCAUACUAUUGUAUAAAUUCAGAGCGUUAUUAAAGUAUUGAAAUAGUUUACCAAUUUCACUGGAUUCUCUUUCCAAUUUAUGGGGAACUCUGACAUAAAAAGUAGGAUUCACAAACUGAGUUACAUUUCAGUUUCCUACAUGGAUUUUUCUGGAGCCUUUCAAGAUAACAUUCUACUUCUCUGGGGUCUUCUAGGACAUAGGAGUUUCCCUGAGUAUGAUCUUCCUGUCUUGUUUCUGGAGCAAGCUGCAACUUGAUUUUGUGAUGCCUGGAAACUCUUUUAGAACAUGCUGUCAGCAUAAUGAGUCUCUGAGAGGAUGAAUUUUCACAUCUAUACUUUUCCUCCCGUUUAAUCAUCUAUUUUUUCUUUGCUGCUGGAAUUUAAUUAUAAAAUUUCAUCUCAUUUCUUUUCCAAAACAUGUUGCUGUAAAUUUGAAAUUUUUCUCCAGAGACUUAAAGUAGAAAAUGGCCUAAUUAGCUUAUUAAUUAUGUCUUCAUACAUUCACUCAACAUACUUUUUAGUCUAAAAUCUUUUAUUCUUUUUCUUCUUGUCAGUUUUUUCCUGCUUUAUUAGUGAGAGUUACCUGUUUCCCCUAUAUUAAAAUACAUCCAUGUUUCCAUCUGCUUUGAUUCUGUCCUUUUUCAUCAGCACUAUCUAUAUUUCAAUUAGCAGCAUUUUUCACCCUAUCUUUUCAACAUGUUUAUUCUAUGGCCUGUUCCUUCUUUCUAGGUUUAGAGUUUUUGAUAUCCACAGUACUUUUGAUGAAAUGGCCCUAUUUCCCUUUUUUUGGAAUUUCCCAUGUAAAAUUGCUUUUAUAUGGAACAUGUUUAUAUUUAUAACAGAUGAUUUUGGUAACUAGCACAACAUGAUUAAAAGGCUACAUUUAAAAUUUACUAUUUUUUCUAAACAAAAUAUCUUAUUUUUUAUUUAUGUGUAUGUAUCUGAGUGUAUGCCCCACGGGUGCAGUAGCCUGUGGAAUACCAAAGAGGAUACUGAAUCCCUUGGAGCUGGAGUUAUAGGUCAUUGUGAGCGGCCUGAUUGGGUGCUGGGACCAAACUUGGGUCCUCUGAAAGAUCAGGACAUGCUCUUAAUCACUGAGCCAUCUGUCCAGCCCCUUACUAUGUCUUUUAAUGACUUUACUUCAACCAGAAUGUGAUGAGGACUCAUUGUGAGCCUGGAACUUUGCUUGGUGUCAUCACUGUCUCCCCUCUUCUCCCCUAUCAACUAAUGUACUUUCUUAAUUAUUUCUAAUAAUACACAAUAAUUAAGGCAGGUGAUAGAUAUGUAGAGGUUUAAUGAGAAUAAUAAUAAAAUACUAUUAACAACUUAGCUUUAGAACCCAAACAAUAGUGAAACAUUGGUGGCUACUAUGUGCCUCUUUCAGUCUUCAGGUAUUAACUACUCUGUUUUGUAUUAAAACCUAAGAUACGACCUGGAGAGAUGGCUCAGCACUUACUACUCUUGCAGAAGAUCCAGGUUUGGUUCCCAGCACACACAGGGCUGCUGCUUAUAAAUACCUGUAAUUUCAGUUUCGGGGAAUUCAUGCUUUCUUCUGACUUCCUCAGGUUCCUGCACACAUGGAGUAUGCACGCAUACUCAGACACACACAUACAUACUCAUAAUGAAUAAAUAAAUGUUCUAUAUAAAAUUAUUUUAAAAUAUAAACUGUUGCUGUUUUUCUAUACAUGUAUUAUUUUAUUUUUUCUCUAUAUAAUUUCAUGUAUUUCCAAAAUAUAUAUUUUCAUUUUAUCACUUCAUUUGAACUUGAAAAUAAAUUGUAUGGUGUUGUAUGUCUUCCUGGCCUUUUUGGAAAUUCAAAAUUAUGAUGUAUUAGUAUUCCUUCCAUUAUCCAUGGUUUCGUGUUCCACAGUUACAAUUGUCUACAGUCAAUCAAGGUCUGAAAAUAUCAGUGGGAAAUUCCAGAGAUAAAUGAUUCAUUAAUUUAGAAUUGUGGUUCUGAGCACUGGUGGUGCAACUCAGUGGUAGAGACUUAUGAUGUAUGAAGGUUUGGGUUCAAUCCCCAGGACUGCAUAAACAAACAAAUACAAAAAUAAAUAAAAUAUCCAGUUCUGAGUAGUAUGAUAAAAUCUUAUGCCCUCCUACUCCUCCCACUUGGGAUUGAUAGAGUAGCAUAUUCAUAAUAUAUAUACUAACUUCCUCAUGGUAGUUGAGAGAAAACACAUUAACUUUUGUUCAAUAUAUUCUUAUAAUUGCUCUAUUUUAUUAUUGUCAAUCUCUUUCCAUGCCUUACUCAUAAAUUUAAAUUUGUCAUAGCUAUAUGUGUGUAGUGGUGGGAAGUAUUAUAGUACAUAGAGUGUCUGGUAUUAGCUUCUGGUAUACAUUUGGGAUAUGCUUAAGGACUAUUGUAUUUCACUCCAUGAAAAUACAGUAAUUCAGGGUCAAUAGUGGGUAAAGACAGUUGCUGCCAAGCCUGAUGACCUGAGUUUGAUCCUUAGGGUCCACAUUGUGGAAAGAGAGAACUGAUUCCCUCAAGAUGUCCUGUGACACUUCCACAUCUAAACCAUGUCACCUCUCAAAUAAAGAAAUAAACAUAAUUAAAAAAUUUAAAGGAGAGACGGUAAUUGAAAUACCCAUUGUACACUGAUUGUUUCCAUUUCCCCUUUCUGUUGUUGUUGAUGUUAGCAAUUAAGCUGCCAUAAACAUUCUAUGUAUACUGCUGUAUGUGCACAUGGGAGCAAGAGUUUCCACAGUGUAUAUGUGAUAAAUGCUGGGUGACAUUAGACACAUAACUUUAAGUAACCCUGGAUUGUUGAUCAAAGUGAUAGCAUAUAUUUAUUUUCUCACUAGCAGCAGCAGUAGGAAUUCCUCUGACUCUGUCUUUGCCAAUCCACUUUUAAUUAAUAAGGUCAGUAUGUAAUCGUAUGUCAUUGUGGUUUUAUUUUGCAUUUUUGUAAUUACCAUGAGAUUAGGCAUAUUUUCAUGUGUUGGAGAUUUGUGGGUCUUUUUGUAGAAAGUCAAUUCAGAUGUUUACUGAAUUUUUUAAUUGGGUCAUUUCUCUUUUAUUGUUUCAUAGGUUACUUAUAUAUUCUGGAUACUAAUCCUUUGUUGAUUAUUUGCACCGCAGGUACCUUUCCCAUUUUCUGACUUGUGUAUAUUCACUCUAAUUAUGGUGACUUUGAUGAAGAGAAGUUUAAUGGAGUCAAAUUUGUGUAGUUUUUUUUUGUCAUGGUUAACACUGUCUCAAUUAAAAAGAAAUCCUUUACUUGGGGACAAAAA
Molecule: messenger RNA, 4940 nt
Organism: Mesocricetus auratus (golden hamster)
Lineage: Eukaryota; Metazoa; Chordata; Mammalia; Rodentia; Cricetidae
Gene: Trim69
Product: tripartite motif containing 69
Exons: 7
Coding region: 200-1699 (499 amino acids)
Molecular function (GO): protein binding
Source: RefSeq, a predicted model, not a curated record